ACCACUCUACGCGAUUUCUUCGCGUACUGCGGACCCGUGGACCCGCGUCAUUUCCCCUUGCCGUUGCCAAGUCAAUUCAACCUUAAAACAUCUUCCCUAGUAGUCUCCUUCUCAUACUGUACUUCUGUACACCUACACCUUCUACCUUCCUCUUCACCAAUCCUUAUUUCGAGCUUCAUACUUUCCUCAAUUACACCAACAAGCACAAUUGAACAUGGUGCGAUCUGCGCUUGGAAAGAGAACUAGAAGUUCGAAGGAUAGUGAGAUCGUAGACGUGCCUUCAAAGCGAACAAGAAGACAGACUCGCAGCUUCGCACAAAACGAUGAGAACGCAGACCCGAAAGAAACUGCUGUGGAUGAUGAGCCCGAUUGCGACAUCGGCGCGAUAGAUAUCAAGUCAUCUCCUCUUAAGCAGGAAUAUACACCGCUCACGCCUACCACUCCUCGUCGUCGAGAUGCUCUUUCCAAAGUACCCGUCACGCCCCGUCAUCGGGUGAUGUCUGCCGGGAAGAUCUCCAAACGUCUUUUCCCCACGACACCACUCACGCCUACCGCAGUGCAAACUGUCUAUCACCACGCUCGCCAACUCUUCUCUCGAAGUGCCGAUCCUGGCCAAUUGAUCGGACGAGACGACGAACGUGCACAACUCAAGGAGUUCUUGCAGCGAUGUUCGAAGUCUAACCCCGGCGGAUGUAUCUAUGUCAGCGGGCCCCCAGGUACGGGUAAGAGUGCGAUGGUGAAUGAGGUCACCCAAGAACUGGUCGAGAAGGGAACGGUGAAAAAGGCAUACAUCAAUUGCAUGAGCAUAAAAUCGUCUAAAGAUCUCUACGGAACUCUGUUAGACCAGAUCUGCGAUGAGUCCGAUAUUCCCGAAGGCGACGCGGCGACGACUGUCCAGAAGCUCUUCAUGCCUCGCAAAAAGUCGACGGAUACCUAUAUGGUUGUUCUGGACGAGAUUGAUCACAUCCUCACGUUGGACUUGGAAAGUCUAUAUCAGCUAUUUGAAUGGUCUAUGCAGAAGUCAUCUCGUCUUGUCCUAAUAGGUAUCGCAAACGCGCUGGACCUGACGGACCGGUUUCUCCCGCGCCUGAAAUCCCGGAAUCUGAAGCCAGAGCUUCUACCGUUUCUACCAUACUCGGCUGCACAAAUUAAGACGAUAAUCACGGGUCGUCUCAAGAGCCUCGUACCCGAGGGCAGCCCCUUACCUUUCAUCCAUCCGGCCGCCAUCGAGCUUUGUUCCAGAAAGGUUGCUAGUCAGACAGGCGACUUGCGUAAGGCCUUCGAGAUAUGCCGGAGAGCCAUUGACCUUGUGGAGAUGGAAACGAGACAGAAGCACGAGGCUGAGAUUAAGGAGAAGAUACUCCUGGCUACGCCAUCCAAGAAACCUCUUGGAGAAAAUGUGCACCUAUCGCCUAAGAAAUCGAACAGGGGCCCAUCGGCCAUGCUAGCCGAAUCUCUGAAGAGCUUGACAGUGGAGACGGCGCCUCGCGUGAGCAUAGCUCACCUCAACAAGAUUACCGCCGCCGCCUUCAGCAACGGGACGAAUCAGCGACUCAAGACCUUAAACUUGCAACAGAAGGCGGCAUUAUGUUCCCUGGUGGCUCUGGAGAAGCGGAAUAGGACUGCACGGACUACGUCUAUCCCAUCUACACCAUCCAAGUCGCAGACUAUCGCUCCAAGCAUCAAGCUAUUAUACGAGACGUACUGCCUACUAUGCACUCGAGAGUCAGUGCUGCACCCGUUGUCUAGUUCAGAGUUCCGCGAAGUCAUAGGCAGUCUGGAGACGUUGUCCCUGGUCUCCGCCGUGGAUGGAAAGACGGGCUCUCUCGCAUUGCUGCACACGCCGAGCAAACGUGGAAAGAGAGGUGGAUUCGCGUCUGGUGUCGGGUUGGCGGACGAGAAGAGAGUGGCGAGCUGCGUAGGCGAGAAGGAGCUCGAGCAGGCUGUGGAGGGACUCGGGGUUGAUAUUCUGAAGAGCAUUCUGAGCGGAGAGGCGUUGGAUUGAAUGAUUAGAUGGGUUACGGUCUUGCAUGAACAUGGCGUUGCAUUGCCGGCGUUUGCGAGAAGCAUUGCAUACCUAAAUAUUAAACAGAAAGGAGCCCCUUAUAAUGAGGGCUCAUCAAAUGAUAAUGUGUAAAGAACCCAAAGAUUGAUGUCUUACUAAAGUUACAUGGAAUCGUAUGAAUUCUUCGAGUAGCUAAAAUAUUGAUGACUACCUACCUACCUACCUUCUAAGAAGAUAGCGUGUUCCUUAUUUCGGAUACUACUGCUUGGUAGGGAUCAUGUAUUGCCCUAUGGGGAAGAAGUGAGGUUUAAUCUGAAUAGGGGUAGUGUACAAGUGGGUAAGCACUCUAGCCCCCAAAUCAAGAAUCCAAAUAGUUCAAGACCUAUGCCAUUCUAUUGGGUUGGCAUGAGAUUCGAAUUCAAAGGAGAAUACACUGUUUAAUUUAUAUCCCAUGUAACAAGCAUGAUAG
This is a messenger RNA of Annulohypoxylon truncatum, 2474 nucleotides long. Its product is annotated as cell division control protein Cdc6. Gene Ontology annotation, cellular component: nucleus. Gene Ontology annotation, molecular function: ATP hydrolysis activity; DNA replication origin binding. The coding region runs from base 215 to 2005 and encodes 596 amino acids. The record is from RefSeq and is a predicted model, not a curated record. Gene Ontology annotation, biological process: DNA replication initiation; mitotic DNA replication checkpoint signaling; cell division. NCBI's taxonomy places the organism in Eukaryota, Fungi, Ascomycota, Sordariomycetes, Xylariales, Hypoxylaceae. The transcript has 3 exons.